Molecule: messenger RNA, 5020 nt
Organism: Hippocampus comes (tiger tail seahorse)
Lineage: Eukaryota; Metazoa; Chordata; Actinopteri; Syngnathiformes; Syngnathidae
Product: versican core protein-like
Exons: 8
Coding region: 263-5020 (1585 amino acids)
Biological process (GO): cell adhesion; central nervous system development; positive regulation of neuroblast proliferation
Cellular component (GO): synapse; perineuronal net
Molecular function (GO): hyaluronic acid binding
Source: RefSeq, a predicted model, not a curated record
UCCUCCCCAACACCAAAGAAAUAACAGCGUGCGUUCAGCUCCAGUCAAUUUGCCGAGCGGCGGCAGUCCAAGCCUUUCUGCCUCUCCGUCCACAACGGUGACGAAUCCCGGAGUGGGUCCACGCGGCUCUGUAGCAUCAAGGGAGAGAGAAGAGUUGCAGUGCGCUCUUUUAGGGACGCUUUUACGCACGCAAAUCGCGCACUGGGAUUUACUGGAUUUCAAGAGAUACUUGGGCAUUUGAUGGAAUAAUAACAUCUUCACCAUGAUACCAAAUAUAAAGCAGAUCCUGUGGUUUUAUUGUCUCUGUGAAGCAGCAACUGCAAGCGUCGCCAACACAUUAUCAAUCAUCAAGCCAGUCACUGGCUCUCUCUCCGGGAAGGUUAGCCUUCCGUGUUUCUUCUCCACGAUUCCAACCUCGUCACCAGUCAACCCAAAUGCCACCAGCGUUUUUUCCACAGAGGACUUACGCAUCAAAUGGACCAAAUUAGAGGGAGAUGUUGAGUCAACGGUGUUAGUGGCCCAAAAUGGGAUCAUCAAGAUCGGCUCCAGUUACAGGAACCGGGUCUCCGUGCCCAGUCAUCCCGAAGUUGUGGGGGAUGCCUCGUUGACGAUGGUCAAGCUGCUUGCUAGCGAUGCUGGCACGUAUCGCUGCGAGGUCAUGUUCGGCAUCGAGGACACCCGCGAUACUGUUGACCUCAACGUCAAUGGUGUCGUCUUUCACUACCGCACCAACAAUAGCAGGUACACAUUGGACUACCAGAAGGCUGUCCAAGCUUGCGAAGAUAUCGGCGCGACCAUCGCCACGUACGACCAGCUGAAAGCGGCGUACGAGGACGGUUUUGAUCAGUGUGAUGCUGGAUGGAUUGCCGACCAGACUGUCAGAUACCCCAUCGUAAAUCCCAGAAAGGGCUGCUAUGGCAACCUACAGAAUAAACCUGGUGUGAGGUCAUAUGGAACCAGGAAACCGACAGAAACGUACGACGUUUACUGUUAUGUGGACAAACUUUACGGUGACGUGUUCUACGCUCCCGUGUCUCAGAAAAUGACUUUUGAAGAAGCAAAGGAGGAAUGUAAGAAGAGAAAUAGCGAGCUGGCAACUCCCGGCCAGCUUCACGCCGCCUGGCGACGAGGUCUCGACAGGUGUGACUACGGCUGGCUUUCAGAUGGCAGUGCGCGAUAUCCAGUUUCUGUACCCAAACUUCAGUGUGGCGGAGGCCUGCUGGGGGUCAGAACCCUGUACCGCUAUCGGAACCAAACUGGAUUCCCAGAAGUGACAACCCGGCUCGGGGCUUACUGCUUUAGAGGAAGGAAACUGAUGAUCAACCAAACUUCUUUUGUGGAUGUAUUUAUCAUCAACGACACAAGCACCACCUUCAGUUCCUCCACCGUUCCUUUAUUUGAGAGUAGCUCGGUUGCUCAAACCCAAACUUCUGAAACUGGAUCAGAGGCUGAAGAGGACACACUUACCACAGAUUCCCCGUCCAUGUUUUCUACUAGUAUGGUUCCACCACGUCCUACUCCGGCAGGAAAAGAAGAGAAGUUAUUUACCACAGUGGCGCCGACCGUUUUGGAAGAUCGUGAAGAAGACAUUGACGAUCUAAAACCAGUAGACCCGGACUUUGAUGUUGAUGACUUUGUACAUGAGAAUGUAACAUUUCUCGAAUCGGUUCCCCAUCGUGGCGACACAUUGCCCGAAGCAAUGGAAGAUCCAGACGAUCAUUCAGUCAUUGAGAUCAGCACCAUUGAAACCGAUGCGGUACUGCACGAUGCCUCUCCUAGAACAGAGCCCAUGUUUGCUGAGGGGGAAACAGAGGAAACUAUCCUGAAUUCUAAUCUGACUGACGCCGCCACGGACGUUGAAAGUGAACACGUUAUCAGUUCGUCAAAAACGACACCAACUGACUCGACGCGGCCAUUCCCGUUCUACGAUGAGUUCGGGACAGAUUUACUGGUGGAGGCACCGCCACCCGCUGUCACAGGACCGUCACAGGACAUCUUGCACAGCACAGAUGAGACCACCACCACCGUCAUUCCCGCCAGCACCACGUUUAUGUGCAACACCAAGCCUGGCGGCACUGAGGUGGACGUCAGCACCACCGCCCCAUCACCGCCGGAAACAACCACGCAGAACAAAGUCCUAAUACAGCAUGUCGUGACCCCAGAAGAAAGUCUGUUUGACACCGGUACCGGUACUCCCAUGCUCGUUGAAGGUGUGACAUCCGAUGAUGGGUCGACAAGUGUCUUUGACCAGUCCACCGAUCAGGUGUCAGAACAAAACCACGACACCCUCACAUCGAUUGACACGACAGAAAACAUAGAUGCCGAGUUCUUCACACCUGCUACGGUGGUUUUAACUGCAAACAGCAACAGCACUGCCCCGGAAGCAACGGUCACAAAGGAAUCAUCCACCAAAGAGACCACCACUACCAUGCCUGAGCAGAACGCAUCAGAUGCCCAGAUCCUUCAGUCACAGAACUCUCAGUCUCCAGUCUUGCUUAACCCUUCCAUCAGCUCAAUGGUAGAUGGUGAGCCCAUCCUCCAGAGCGGCCACCCAGACUUGUCCCCUACCACUGUAACUACCACCCCAAUUGUUAGUUUUAUUAAUGGAAAACAUGAAAUAACACAUGACCCAUUGAGUCCAGAGGACAAAGAAGCCAAAGGUACGCAAAUUGUGACAAAUGUGAAAAAUUUAAGAGGAAAUGUAGAAACAACUACACAGAUUGAUUAUGGACGGGCCAACCUCUCUGGAGAUAGCGUCACUGAAUUGAAAGAAGGGUUCCUCUCAAGCACAGAAAAACUGAACCCAGAUGACCCUGGCUCUGAUAUUAUCCCAGCAAUUGAAACAAAACCCCCUCCAAUUUUUCCUGGACGUGAAGAAGCCUCCACACAGAAAGACAAAACUUCUGCUCCAACUGCAAUUGUGGGUGACAUCACAUCAUUUAAAACCACACAAAAAGCCAGCUCCGAAACCACAUACGGGAUGUUGGUUGCAGCUACUUCUGCUCAUUUCUUUCCGACACCAUCACCAUCUGAGGCACAUAUGACCGAAAUAUCAGAGGACAGCCAAAUAACCUUGUCAGAUAAGGUAACCUCCGCUGUCAUCACAACAACUGCACAGAAACAGGGAGACAAGUCAAGCGACGCUCCCACAUCGAUGAGGAGUGACUCACAAGUGACUCAAACAGACAAGGCAAAGGAUCCAUCCCUUUUUACUUUGGCAACAAAUCUUCACACAGACAGAAACAUAGUUUACCCAACAAUAGAAAGAAAAAGCACAUCUGCCCCACCAGCUGCUGAAGAUUCCUCCCAGGCUUCUCUCCAGACUGUAUACAUUCCCUUGUCUCAUGAUACAGAUGAGAAAACAAGUACAAAGAGCAGCAUUACGGAAGGAAUGUCAAAACCAUUCGUAGUACAAGUGGCAUCAACAAUUUCGUCUGACAUCAAUCUAAGGUCAAUGCCAUCCUCUACAUUUAAUUCCACACCAAGUACACUUUCUAUUGACAGCACUGAGGCUUCAGUACUUCCAAGUAUAUCCUCUAGUUCUGCUGAUAUUUAUGAUGACAUUAUAAGUAGUGAGACGAUGAUGGUUGAGUCUGUUCCUUCAUUGAGUCUAUCAACCAUCGCAACUGGAACAGGUUCAUUAUUCUUUAGCAAAGAGGGGUCAGCUGAUGACACGGAUGAGUUUGCUGAAGAGUCACAUAUCAUAACAACUGCUAUCUCUUCAAAGUUUAGUACGGACACGCCAGCAACAACAGCCUCACAAGGAAGUGAAACAAGUGUCAUUUCGAGGGCAUCUGAUACUACUGCAGCAUCCGUUUAUCACACUGAGAAACAAAACCCAAUAUAUCUUGAAAUGCAACCAUUAAGUACAGUUCAUGCCGAGGAAGUUCAAGAUGGUUCAGGUGACCAAAAUCCGGACAUGAUCAUUCUGACAUCAUCUGUGACUGCCGCAUCGGCUCUCGAUAGUACAGACGUAUCUACUGCCGAAUCUCCAAUUCUAACAUCUACCACCGAAGAAGUUAAGGUCGUGGUUGCAAACACUGAGUCCAGUCUAUCUGUCAGUGGGUCAAGCUUGACACCUGAACCUGAAUCAUCAUCUGGAGACAUGGCCAUCGAGCUCACUCGAGACUCGUUCAUGUCACCGACGACUUCCAUCUCGAUAAUUAGCACUAACACCCAAGUACACCAAGCAAGCACGAAGAAUUCUGGAGGCCUAACAGACGCCGCUAUUGGAGGUUCAAAAAUCCCAACACCUACUGUUUCAUCCAUGUAUAGUACAGAGGCGCCAGCAGUGAAAGCAUCAACUUCAAGGUCUCAUGAAAUUCAAACAUCAUCAGAUAUGGCUGGGACAGAUAAAGUGGUAUGGACAACAGGUUCAACUUCUUUUAUGAGCCUAGCAGAUCAAGAUGCUCCAGAUAUUAAAGAUAUAAACUUCAGCACAAAAUCCAUUCCAUCUGUCAUUGGUUCAACUAUGACACCUAAAACAGAAUCAUCAUCAAUCAGCAGCACCUUUUCCGAAGGUUCUGGAGAUGAGCUCACUGGGGAGUCUUUUAUUUCAACAACUAUUUCCUAUUCAUCAUUUAGCACUAAUACUCCAGUAGUGACAACAUCACAUGUAACAAGUGAGAUGGAGGACUCAUCACUUAUGCCUGAAAAGAAUGGAUCUUUUCCAGAAAAUCAGGAAGAGGGUUCAGGCGAACAAAAGACUGAAGUGUCACAAAAACUGCCAGCAUCUCCAAACACUUCCUUGUUGUUGAGCACCAAACAAACAACAGAAAGCCAUGAACCAGGCAUUACAGCAAUUACAGGAAAACCAUCAGUUUCUCUGGUGUCCAACAUGACCAAUCCAAUACCAACCAUCAGUGGCCCAACCAUGAGAAGUGAAGAGGCAUUAUUCUCUUCUACCACACUUACAGAAAGUUCUGGAGAUGGCGCUGAUGUUUUCAGUGGAGCGUCAGAAAUCACACCAACUUCUGUUUCCUCAAUGUUUAGCACAAAAACACCAAGAGCGACAUUGUGA